Molecule: messenger RNA, 1808 nt
Organism: Otolemur garnettii (small-eared galago)
Lineage: Eukaryota; Metazoa; Chordata; Mammalia; Primates; Galagidae
Gene: LDLRAD3
Product: low density lipoprotein receptor class A domain containing 3
Exons: 8
Coding region: 16-1038 (340 amino acids)
Biological process (GO): receptor-mediated endocytosis
Cellular component (GO): plasma membrane
Molecular function (GO): protein binding
Source: RefSeq, a predicted model, not a curated record
AUUCCUUUACCAUGGAUGGGCAGUCUAGAGUCGGAGUGUUCAGAGAGCCAGCUGCUCCCGGGGAACAACUUCACCAACGAGUGCAACAUUCCAGGCAACUUCAUGUGCGGCAACGGGCGCUGCAUCCCGGGCGCUUGGCAGUGCGACGGGCUCCCCGACUGCUUUGACAAGAGUGACGAGAAGGAGUGUCCCAAAGCCAAAUCCAAAUGCGGCCCGACGUUCUUCCCCUGCGCCAGCGGCAUCCACUGCAUCAUCGGCCGCUUCCGAUGUAACGGGUUUGAGGACUGUCCCGACGGCAGCGAUGAAGAGAACUGCACAGCAAACCCUCUGCUGUGCUCCACCGCCCGCUACCACUGCAAGAACGGCCUCUGCAUUGACAAGAGCUUCAUCUGCGAUGGGCAGAAUAACUGUCAAGAUAACAGUGACGAGGAAAGCUGUGAAAGUUCGCAAGAACCAGGCAGCGGACAGGUGUUUGUGACUUCAGAGAACCAGCUUGUGUACUACCCCAGCAUAACCUAUGCCAUCAUCGGCAGCUCCGUCAUCUUCGUGCUGGUGGUGGCCCUACUGGCACUGGUCUUGCACCACCAGCGAAAGCGGAACAACCUCAUGACGCUGCCUGUGCACCGGCUUCAGCACCCUGUGCUGCUCUCCCGCCUGGUGGUCCUAGACCACCCCCACCACUGUAACGUCACCUACAACGUCAACAACGGCAUCCAGUACGUGGCCAGCCAGGCUGAGCAGAAUGCCUCAGAAGUAGGUUCUCCACCCUCCUACUCAGAGGCCUUGCUGGACCAAAGGCCUGCGUGGUAUGACCUUCCUCCGCCUCCCUACUCUUCUGACACGGAGUCUCUGAACCAAGCCGACCUGCCCCCUUACCGCUCCCGGUCGGGGAGUGCAGACAGUGCGAGCUCCCAGGCAGCCAGCAGCCUCCUGAGCGUGGAGGACACGGGCCGCAGCCCGGGACAGCCUGGCCCUCCUGAGGAGGGCACUGCCGAACCCAGGGACUCUGUGCCCAGCCAGGGCACCGAAGAAGUAUAAAUUCCAGUUAUUCCAAAGUCCAUGUGGGUUAAUCUGCUCUGACUUGUUACCAUUCUAACAACCUGUGUUCAUGGGAAGCUCUCUAAGCCCCUGUAAGGAGGCGUGUCUCAAGUUGCAGUUUGGGGGUGUUAGCUGUCUCUCCAUUUUCCUCCUCCCCAAGAUUUCAGGGGUGUGUUUCAGAGGGUGACUUGGCAUUUUUUUUGUCCUUUCUGUUGACAUGAUCCAUUGUGCAUCUUUUCUGGGAAGGCACUCUUCCUUCGAGACCCAGGAUCACAACCUCCUGUCUUACAUCCUUCUGUUUCUGUUGGGCAGGCAGCAGGCUGGAGUGGGAUUUACGUAGUUUUUCAGUGUUUCUGUGCUGUGUUGGGUAUUCAGAAGGGGAGAAGACCCUGGACCAGUCUUUUCUCUGCUCAGCUGCUGCCUUAUCACAUUUGGGGAUAUUUGGGCUGGAUGAUCCUACCAGGAGGCCAUCAUUGCCUUACAUGAUCCUGUAUGUGCCCGCGAAAACUUCUGACAUGAGAAGGACUUUGAAUCUGUCUACCCUGCAUUGGUUCUGACUCUAGGAUUUUGCCUGAGAAUCUUAUUUGAGAGAGUUCUCCAGCCGUGUAGCUCAUCAGCUUCAUUCCGGAUUGGGCAGGAAGGUGCUGCUCUUAGUUUAUCCAGGUCCUCAGCUCCUGAAGUGCAGGCUGCCAAGAGCUGUGGCUUCAUAAUCACAUCCUUGGUUUCUGGAUUGUCACCCUCCCAGCUGGCCUGCCUGUAGCCAAAGAAUA